CAAGAAUUUAAUAUUCAGGAUACUAACAGUUACAUAGUGAAAAUAAGCGCAAAGUUUAUUCCAAGUCAUUGCCUAUGUGUUAUUGACAGGUACGUCAAGUAAAUAUUUAGUUAUAUAAUUGCUAAAACAUUUACUGAACCUUAGACACACUGUAUUAUAGGUCCCAAAACAAAUUUGUUUGUAUCGAUAUUUUUAAAAUAAAAAGCAAGUAGUAACCGACAUAAAAUGUAAAGAUUUAGUUGUAUUAAAAAGUGUUUUCGCAUAGAUGAAUCUAAGAAAUAUUUAUAUAAAAAAAGAUAUAUUUGACAUUUUAAGGCUAUGUAAAAUCAAAUAUAAAUCAAAUUAGGUAUGUCACCUAAUAUGUAGCACCGUCUAAUUUUAAUUAGAUAAUCAUAUUGCUCACUAGUUAGAAUAAUAAAAUAAAAUUAUGGAUAAUAGUUCAGUAGAUGAUACAAGUAAAUCAAGUAGAGACAAUAGCAUUAAAGACUUAGGUACAUCUCAAACUAGCCUAAAAAGUACAAAAAGCGUAGACAAAACUAGCACAGGCAGUGGAAGUGCAAAGAACUCCAUACAAUUUAAGACACAAAAUUCCCAUGAUAAUGACAAUCAGAAAGUACAUCCAGAUGCUUCUCUAAAAGUGCCUCAUAAAAUCAUAGCCAACUGGCGACAGGCAUGUGACCGAACAAAAGAUAAGACUAAGGAUUUGUUGAAACGUUGGAGGACCCUCCCUGAAAUUGAAGCUGAAAACGCCAUGAAAAAAUCUGGUAUCGAUAUGGAAAAAGAGGAAAGCCAAACUGAAAGUUGUGGAUGGAGUGUACAUGUUUGGACUACUUGGGUGGAUAGGUUUAGUAUUGACUCUGAAUUAGCUGAUGACAAAGAAGGUUAUCAGUUAACACCAGUCCAAAAUUGCAAAUUUUCUCAUUUCUUCACUUGUUUGUUGGACCACGACCAAGAUAAUUUAAUUAGCGAACAGGAUUUUGAAACUUUGAUCGAGAGGCUUAGGCAUUUUGCAGAUUGGUCUGUAAAUUCACCUGAAUUUAAUAUUUUACGUGAGGUAGAACGUGGUUUUAUUGAAACGUUUUUACAUGAUAUUAAUGAUGAGAAAUUGGGUUUUCAAGUGAAUGAUCUAACUUACAUAACUAAAGAAGGAUGGCUGCACAAAUGGUCAGAAUUAGUUUGUGGAUCAAGAAACCUAUCAGACUUUCCCAUUUGGCUACAAUUCUUUGUAAAAGUAUUGUUUCAAGUGAUAAAUAGAAGCGGGAAUGGAAUAAUAACGAGAGAUGAGCUUAGUUCAUUUUAUUCUUCAGUUCUAGGCUUAGAUACGGUAAAAGUGGGAGAAAUUCUAGAUCAUGCGUAUCAAGCUAUGACAUCGAAUGGUGACCAUCCCCUAUUGUUUAAAGCGUAUCGCCUGUGUUUUGCAAAUUAUUUAUUAGGUAGAUAUCCUAAUGGCCCAGGUCAAUAUAUUUUGGGUGCCCCUCCAAGUACAAUGUCAUCUGUUAUGUUCCCUGUAGAUUAUUCAGCAUUGAAUGCACAACCUGAAGAUCUAGAGCAAUACAUCCCUGACCAAAAAUCUAAUAGACGUAGUGUUAUUGUAUGACUUAUUUAAACUUUUCUUUUUUAAAAAUACACGCCACGUGCACAAGUAUAUAAACAGCAAUAUUUUUACACAAGUGCACCUUUCUAAAAUGAAAUUCUAAAAUCUAUGUGAUAUCUUUAUACAUUGUUGUAUACUUGUUAUUUGUUAAGUCAAAUUCACUUUUUUUGAUUAGUUAUUUAAUUUUAAAAUCAAUUGCAUAUGUUACAUGCAACAAUGUUAUUUAUUAGACGUAUUUUUUAAAUUCAUAUUUAGUGUAAAAGUUUUAAACAACCUCAAAAUGACAAUAACUUGCUGAUUUAUGGUACUAUAAAUUAUUUGCAAGAGUACAAGUUCGAUCAUAAAGAAAUAAUGUUUUAUGACAUUAUAAUAAUUAACACUCACUGAUUGAGCUUGUGCUGCAUUGUUCUUUAUGUUUUAGAAUAUUCUGCCUAUCUCAUCUAUUUGCUUCUCUUUUCGUAAACGAUUAAUAAAAAAAAUAAUUAGAUAUAGUCAUGAAAAUUGGGGUUGUCAGCUCCAUAAACAUCGAUAUUUCUUGAUUAUCACAAGAAAUAACUAUAUGAAGUUACCUAAUAAAAUGUAUUUAAAUGGAUUUAAGACUGAACAAGUUUUCUACCAGUUUAUUAAUUAAAAAUAUUUCAUCAUGUUAAAAUAAAGUGUUAAAAUACGUUGUUCUGUGAUCACAAUAAACAAAUAAUUAAAUUAAUCCUAAACUAUGUAUGAUUUUGUAUGUCCUUAAGUUUUAACUGGUAGAUAUCUUGCCUGUGUCAGAAUGAACAGCCAUUUGCGAAAAUACAUACUGCCAAACCAAAAAUUAUAUUGCCUUAGUGGGUUUUAAAGCAUCAGAAGACUCCAAUAGAUAUUAAGCAAUGUGGUUUGAUAGCUUUAAAUACCUCAACCUUUGUCAAUAUAGGCACAUAUGGCUAGGCUAGGUGAUCCAAAAUCUAAUAACAUAUCAUAAUUUCGAAAUACAUAUAUUUAUUGUUCAUAAAUUAUAUAACAUUGUUACAGCUUCAUAUGUCAGAUUGUGAUUGGCUUAAAUACAUCUUAAUUACAGCCUGAUAAAUGAUUAGCAUAUUUUUUUGUGAAAUGAAUUAUGGUUUCAAUAACAAGUUUACAAAAACAAUUUAUUUCUUGCAUUGAAUACUGUUAAAUUUCUGACAUUUUUAUAUAUUCAUAGAUUAGGUAAUGCCAUAAAAGCCGUUCACAUUAGGUUUUAUUAAAUUGAUUUAACUCCAACUAUGAUUCAUUUCACAUGUAUAUAAAAUCAUGUUUUUUUAGAUACGUAGAUUGUAAAAAUUGAAUUAAUAUUUAUAUUAUUAUAUACAUUUUUAUAUAUUAAAAUAGAUGAUGCAUGAUGUUUAUAAUAAUAUAGACUUGUUAUAUCUAAAAAUUAUUAUAGAGCUAGGGACAGUUAACUAAAGUUAUAAUUAGUAAAUAUAUACACAAAAUAUGUAUACAAAUUUAUAUAAGUCCUUGCAUACAUAUCUUUAAAAUUGUUAAUCUUUUUAAAGCUUUAUACUGCAAAAUGCCAGCUUGUAAGUAUACAUAUAUAUAUAGGACCAGUGGGCACAAGAAUUCUAUAAAUACAAGUAAAUUAGCACAAAGCAAUAAAAUGAUUAGAUAUG
Molecule: messenger RNA, 3222 nt
Organism: Aethina tumida (small hive beetle)
Lineage: Eukaryota; Metazoa; Arthropoda; Insecta; Coleoptera; Nitidulidae
Exons: 6
Coding region: 428-1597 (389 amino acids)
Source: RefSeq, a predicted model, not a curated record